AAGCGGGAUGUGCGUAGGCAGUCAGUGUUCUCGGAGCAGACCAGGACUGUACGCCUAUACGCCAGACAACCGAGGCGGAAGUGCCGCCACGUCUCAGACCUGCCUCUGUAGCCUCCUGCUCCUGCUCCCGCUGGUCAUCCUGCUGCUUCAGCGAUGAUGGACCACCACCACCUCCAAUCAGACUCUGGAGUCUAGAGCAGGGCUGAACUAUGUGGAGGACAAAAACAGUGUUUUGUAAGGGAAACAUAACUUUGACAAAAAAUGAAAGACAUUUUGGGCAAGGACUGGACAACCUUUUGUUUGACCAAGAGGAGCAAAUUUGACAAUGACAAUAUGUGCUUGAUUUUGCUCAGUUUUCAUGUCUUAUUUUGAGUGUGAUUCAGUUGGUUGAGCUGGUUUCAGUGGAUUCUUGGGAUGAGGAUGAUUAGAAAAGAUGGAGAGGAGGAAGAUGAAGAAGAUGAAAAGAAGUGAUGACUGAUUGUGAUGAAGAUGAUAACAAUUUAUUGGCUUUCUAUCAGGUCCAUUUGGUUCUAGUCACAGGUGGCAGAGCUCAGUGAAAAAGGUUCGGUGCCCCGAUACGUGGUGCAUUCAACAAGGCCUUUAUAGUUCAUUUUUAACUGGAGUCAAGGUUGUCUACCUUAAAUGUUGUGUAAGCUGUAAAUAUUUGUGUACAUUAGCUAAACGACUGGCACCAUAUUGAGCCAUGAAUGUACAGUAUAAUACUAUAUUGGCAAUGAAUCCCCCAUAAUCUGUGGUGUAGUCGUCCAGAUGUUUUGAUGUUUUGGCGUUAAAAGACAUAUUCAGUAGGAUUUGUCUGAAAAAAUUGCAGAUAAUUUAUCACAGUCCUGAAACAUACAAGAUAUUGUGAUUGGAGCCUUUAGCUCCGUUUCACUGUGUACCCAAGCACUUCAAAAGAAAAAUUCUUUAACAACUCGCCAUCUUUGUAAAGAAAUAAGCAGAAUUCCUUUUAACAAGCACGAGUCCUGUAAUUUUCCCUGCAAUGAAGAAAGAAAGCUGCAUGUUAUUCUGGCUCAUCUGAUUGCAGUUACCACAAAAACGCUCCACAGAGAAUGUGCUGGGACACAGCAAUGCUAGAGCCGACUCCUUAUUGCAGAACUCCUCUGUUUAGUAUUGAAGACUCAGGACAGAGGCUGAUCUACAGUGGCUCAAACCGGAGCACUUACUACACCGUAUGCUUUUAACAUUUGUAACAGCUGACAUUACCCCAAGUACUCUGAACAACGAUGACAACACGUGUCACAAAAAAAACCCAUACUUUUUGUUUUUCUACACAGAACAAGAGAUUUUCGAAAUAUUCACAACAUGUACAUUAGCUACCACCAUUAGCCUGGCGAUAUACGGUAUCAUUUACUUGGCAUGCCUUUGUUUCAGUCUGGACUGUUACUGGUACAAUCAGAAUACAAAAAUGGCAAACCUCCUGCACACAUUCACACACACUGGGGUUGUGUAUUCAACUGAUCUCUCUCCAUCAGCACCUCUCAAGUUUUGUCAUUUACACAUAUCUUGUUGCAUCCUCAUAUAUCCAGUAAAUCCCCCUGCAGAACCACAAUGUUUUUACACUUUGGUUUUUGUAGUUUAAGCAAAAUUAUGUGUGAAACCAUUAUGGAUAACUUUGGACAGAACAGCUGUUUUCAGUUUUUGUGCUGAGCUAAGCAGCUGUAUUCCUCUAUUUAUUCUAUAGAAAUGAGUGGAUCCAUCUUCUCAUCCAACUGUCAGAAGUUCCCAAAAUGUCAAACGACUGCUUUAAAUACAGACUACAUCCAUUUAAAGGCUUCUCUUCCUGUCAUCACAAAGUCACCUGAUACAGCUCUACAUCUGUAUAUACAGGUUUUCAUCUAUAGCUCAGAAAUACACGACCAGCCACCAACUGUUUUCUGUGGCCACCAGAUUUAAUCACCACUCACUUCCUGGUCCUGUUUCCACUGCAGGACAACUCAGUAGGUCCCUCACCCGUUUACAAACACCACCUCUUUCCAAAUAGGAACAUUGAAUCUAGUAGUGUUUUGGGUUUUUUCUAUUAAAAGGCUUAGACCUUUAGCUGCAAUGCAGCUAUAAAUAAAUAUAUAGCUCUUGUUAACAGCCACUGACAGUCACAUCUGGCCCUGCUGGGGGUAAACAGGGCCACAUAUUGUGUGUGACGACAGUCUUGCACCAGUCAAGAGGUUUGGAAUUAAUGAAUGGUGUAUUUUCCUGCUGCUUGUGUUUCAAGUCUGAUACAACAGAAUGCAACCUAGCAGCAGGCACAUGCAUAGAGCAAACAGAGUUUCUAAACUCCUAAAUUCUUCAGUGUAUAGGGCUCACCUUUCAUUUGUAUGUCUAAAUGGACCCUCUUCUACAUCACAUGGCUUUCCUAAAAUGUGCCCUGUUCUGUAUUUAAAUUAUGUGAAAUUAAAGUUUUGCCUGAAUUUUACUGAGAUGUGGGACGACACCUGUGGCCACCAUGAUCUACCACAUGGAAAAAUACUGUAUAUCAUCACACAGCACAGUCUCUGAGCUGCCUGUCUGUGAUCAGCUUUACAGAUUUACAGAGUUACUGCAAAGGUCUCCACACCGCUUACUGCACAAAUAUAAGACAUGUAACUUUAACUCCAGAGACUAUAACUGUCUGGCUUAUUUGGCAGCCAGCAAACCUGUAAUCAUUUUUGUGUCUCCACCUGCAGGAGACAAACUCAGUGCUUAUGUGUUGUGCAAAUUUUAUUUGUGUCCAACUGCUGGCUUUAAGAUGAGAAGAAUCCCUCUCUUCUCAUUUACACACAGACAUACACACAACCUUUUAAGAUACUGGUCAAUGUGUACAGGAGGCAGUAGCUGCUAAAGCCACUGAUUUAGUGGUGCAUGGUGUUGUCCCAUAAAAACUGUUGACAAGUGAGACUUCUGUGCAGGAAAGCACAGUGCCAAAUCGAUAAUCUCUACUGUCAUAUUGAGUUUUUCCCUCAGCACAGACUGUGGAACAGAAUGGGAGUUGCGGAAGAUGAAGAAGAUGAGGGACAAAAGAGAAACUUUGAGAAUGAAUUGAUCCGAGGCCAUUGGGGGCUGAACUGUGUUGGUCAGUAACACAGAAUAAAGUAUUUGGUUUUUGAACUGCACUUUUGUUCAGAUGUUUACAUUGUUGUUGCAAAGGGCCAGAAAACUUUUCAUAGCACUUCCUAUUGACCUAAUGCACCACAAUAUUGUUGUAUGUCUACUGAACGUCAACCAAAGGGGAGAUUCUGCUUGUUUAGUCAUAAUGAAUAAGGUAUUUAACCUUAAAUCAACCACUGAUCCAUGUGCAGGACUUUGUCUCAAGGUUUCCCAAUCAAAAAUAAUCUAUUUCUUGUAAGUGGGUGUUGUCAUAACAUGGGCGAGGAAUGAAAUGACUAAAGACACAGACACACAGGUGUUAUCACUCUGGCUGAUUAUACCUCUGCUCAGGGUGGAUUUGGGUUGAGUUAUACUGGGAAUUACACAGUCACCAAGGUUCAUGUGCCACUAAGAGUGAUAAAGGUUACUUGAACGUGUACUACAAAACUGACAGCACAUAUAAAGACGCAUAUUUCAGUAUGGUUUCAGAGUUUUUUUUCUUGCUACUGCAAAGGCUGUGUGGAUGUUUUUAUGUUUUGUAUUAAGAAGCGUAGGUCCAUCACUUAUCACAGAGACAGUACAAGGACAAUUUAACUUACUCCCAGGAUGCUGAGAGCCUUCAUGCCGGGGCGGGGGAGACCUGACCAUUGGGCCUUCAUCAGCUUGGACCAGGUGGAAAAGAACGGGUGAUUGGUUUAUGAUCCGCCAUACUCUCUCCUGAUUGGACAGAAAAGUGUGAGAAAGAAGAGGAUGAGAGGAGAGAGAGCGGAGAUUCUCCAGCACUCUCUCAGCUCCAGUCCCCGCUGACUCUGCCGGUGUCACAAUCACAUACUGAGGACUGAGAUGUAACCAGAGGAAUACAGUGUGUUCCUGUAGGAUUUCUUCUGACAGCCGGAUAACUGGAGAGGACAUGCGGAGAGUUAUUGUGGCCAUGCCGGCCACUUGGUUUGCGGCACUUCUCUGUGUGAUUACCUCGGUGUGCGCAGUGGAAGAGACAGUGAUGGAUACAAGGACGGCGACAGCUGAGCUUGGCUGGAUUUCGUUCCCUGCCAAUGGAUGGGAGGAGGUGAGCGGCUAUGAUGAGAACCUGAACACCAUCAGGACGUACCAGGUGUGCAACGUGUUUGAGCCCAGCCAGAACAACUGGCUCCUGACUACUUACAUCGACCGGCGGGCAGCACAGCGCAUCUACGUGGAGAUCCGCUUCACUGUACGUGACUGUGCCUCCAUCCCCAGUGUCUUGGGCUCCUGCAAAGAGACAUUCAACCUUUACUACCUGGAGACUGACAGGACUGUGUCAGAGAGCAUCAAGGGGGUGGAGUACUGGGCAAAUGCCCCCUUUCUAAAGGUGGACACUAUAGCAGCAGAUGAGAGUUUCUCCCAGGUUGAUUUUGGCGGAAGGCUAAUGAAGGUGAACACAGAAGUUCGUAGUUUUGGGCCGCUCUCCAGAGGCAGAGGUUUCCAUUUGGCCUUCCAGGAUCUGGGUGCUUGCAUGUCCCUUCUGGCUGUUAGGGUAUUCUAUAAGAAAUGCCCCAGUGUAGUGCAGAACUUUGCUUUUUUCCCAGAGACACUGACUGGAGCAGAGUCCACCUCAUUAGUCAUUGCCAGAGGAACUUGUAUUCCCAACGCAGAGGAAGUGGAUGUGCCCAUAAAGCUCUACUGUAACGGAGAUGGAGAGUGGAUGGUUCCCAUCGGCAGCUGCAGCUGCAAGCCAGGUUAUGAACCAGACAAUGACAACGUGUGUCGAGCUUGUCCUCAGGGCACCUUUAAGUCCUCCCAGGGGGCAGGAUUGUGUCAGCAGUGUCCGCUUAACAGUCGCUCCACCAUCGAGGCUGCCACCCUCUGUGGCUGUCGGAACGGUUAUUACCGUGGAGACAUGGACAAACCUGAAGACAUGUGCACCAGUGUCCCUUCAGCUCCUCGCAAUGUGGUCUCUGUCAUCAACCAGACAUCCGUGCUGCUGGAGUGGCACCCGCCACGUGACACGGGGCACCGUGAUGACCUGUCGUAUAACAUCUUAUGCCACAGAUGCCACAGCAGUGAGCGACGGGCUUGUCAGCCAUGUGAUGACAGUGUGGGGUUUGUUCCGGGCAGGCAGGGGUUAAAGGAAACAAGAGUGGAGAUCAGUAGGCUACGGGCCCACACGUCAUACAUCUUCGACAUACAGGCAAUCAAUGGUGUCUCCAACAAGAGCCCUUACCCCGCCCAGCAAGUGUCCAUCAACAUCACAACCAAUCAGGCUGCACCCUCAGAAGUUCCCAUAAUGCACAAAGUCAGUUCAACGAGCCGCAGUUUCUCAUUGUCAUGGCAACCACCCGAGCAGCCAAACGGAAUUAUCCUCGACUACGAGAUACGAUAUUAUGACAAGUCCCAGUCAUCAGUCCUGAACAGUUCAGUGGUCCAGAGCGAGACCUCCAGUGUGCUUCUAGAAGGACUGAGGCCCGGGACAGGCUAUGUGGUUCAGGUGAGGGCCCGCACAGUGGCUGGCUACGGAGUUUUUAGCAAGGAGAUGCUCUUCCAAACUCUCACCGACGAUGAGUAUAAAUCAGAGUUGGGACAGCAACUCUCUCUGAUCGCAGGCUCUUUAGUAGGUGGAGUGUGUAUCAUCUCGCUGGUAGCUGUCGCCAUCAUCUGCACCAGGAGAAGGCAGUUGAAGGAGAAUGUGUACGGUGACAAGCUGCAGCAGUACAACACAGGAGGAGAGGUGACUCUGAGACCGGACAUGUUCAGCGGCCCCACCCCCACCGUGACCUUUCCCUCCCUGUCUGAGGGUCACAGUUCACCAGGGGUCAAGAUCUACAUUGACCCCUUCACCUAUGAGGACCCAAAUGAGGCAGUGCGAGAGUUUGCCAAGGAGAUCGACCCCUUCUGUGUCAAAAUAGAGGAAGUCAUUGGAUCAGGUGAGUUUGGGGAGGUGUACAAAGGCCAGUUAAAGCCUGUUGGGAAAAAAGAAAUUACCGUGGCCAUCAAGACCCUGAAGGUGGGCUACUCUGAGAGGCAAAGGCGGGACUUCCUGGCUGAGGCAUCAAUCAUGGGCCAGUUUGACCAACCAAACAUCAUCAGGCUGGAGGGCGUGGUCACCAAGAGCAGGCCUACGAUGAUCAUCACCGAGUUCAUGGAGAAUGGAGCCCUUGAUUCAUUUCUCAGGCAGAAUGAUGGGCAGUUCCCAGUGAUCCAGCUGGUUGGUAUGCUGAGGGGCAUCGCGUCUGGAAUGAGGUACCUGGCAGAGAUGAGUUAUGUUCACCGGGACCUGGCAGCUCGGAACAUCUUGGUUAACAGUAACCUGGUGUGUAAGGUGUCUGACUUUGGCCUGUCACGAUAUCUAGAGGAGGACACCUCUGACCCCACCUACACCAGCUCACUGGGUGGUAAAAUCCCAGUGCGGUGGACAGCUCCGGAGGCAAUCGCCUACAGGAAGUUCACAUCCGCUUCAGAUGUCUGGAGUUAUGGGAUUGUCACCUGGGAGGUGAUGUCAUAUGGAGAGAGGCCUUACUGGGACAUGAGCAACCAAGAUGUGAUAAACGCCAUAGAACAGGAUUUCCGGCUGCCAGCUCCCAUGGACUGUCCGGUAGUGCUGCACCAGUUGAUGCUGGACUGCUGGCAGAAAGACAGGAAUGCACGGCCAAAGUUCCCUGAUAUUGUCAGCAUGUUGGACAAAAUGAUACGCAAUCCUGCAUCUCUCAAAACCGGUACCAACAACAUGGCCCCAGGUCCUCCCCAUCAUCCCUUGUUAGACCGUGGAGCUCCAGACCUGAGCAGGGUGAGCUCAGUGGAAGAUUGGCUGGCUGCUCUGAAGAUGACUCAGUAUCGAGACUCCUUCCUGGGCUCAGGUUUCACCUCGUUGCCACUUGUCACACAAAUCACAGCUGAAGACCUUCAGAGGAUCGGUGUCUCUUUAGCUGGACACCAGAAGAAAAUCUUGACCAGUGUUCAGUCCAUGAGGCACCACACUGAUGACCAGUCUCCUACUGAAUCUGUAUAACCAGACAGGGGAGUGAUACAGUAUGAAAUAUUUUGACCAGUGAACAGUCUGUGUACACACAGCCUGUCAUCUUUACCCCUCUACGCACUGUGGUUUGCUACUAUUAGCCACUUUACAGGCUUUGAAACAAUCAUGUUGCCAUUUAUUUGUCUCAGUGGCCAGAUCCCUCCUUCACUUAUUGGACUGACUUUUUUCAUGCCAUUUGGAUUCCCAAAUUGAUUUCAACUAAAUGCUUCCUGUAAGGAUUUAAUGACCAGUGUCUAAGCCUAAGGGGGCUACAAUCUCAAUCCUUCAUUCCCUUUCACUCAAACACUGCCCGCAAGAUAACUUCCAUCCCCUCCCUGAAAUGCACAGAUCGAUUGUUGCUUCCUUUAUUCAGGAAUGAUGAUCUGGUUUUUAUGUAAGGAUGAAAACACAAACACUGCUGUGAAGAGAGAAGUGUCUGACAUUUACUGUGUGAAGGAGAACCAGUUGGACCAGGAGCGUGACAAACCAUCUGUAAAACAGUUUCUUGCGACAUGAGCCACAGCAGACCUUGUUACAGUAUCUCUCAUAUGUUUUGCUUGCACAUGUUGGUGAAUAUUGCUACCAUUUGAAUCUAGACAAGAGCCAACAGUUAAAUGGGAUGUUUCUGAUUCCAUCUUCAUAUUGAAGAGUUUGUACAUAUUACGAUAUGGGAGGUUUAUUUCCUGUUUAUUUACUUUCACUGUUGCCAGCACCAUCGGACACUUGUCACUGGAGUAUUUUGUGAGUUUUCUGUGAUUAUCUUCCUUUUCCUGACUCAACGCUGGAACUGAAUUUGACUCGGACUGUUCAGUGCAGCCAUUAAGAGAUAAACUCCUCUGUCUAGGGAGCUAGCUACUUAAAAUACAUAAUUCAGAAGGAACUGGUAAUGGAUAAUGUUUUACAAUCAGAUCACAAAUGCCCUUUGUGUAAAGAAAAUGGCAACACAAAUCAGAUGAAGAAUUAUACUCUGUAGCUCUGUCUUUUUCCAAGCUAGGAAGCAAGGUACUUGUAUGCUGGGAAGUAAAGAAGAAGAAGAAGAAAACCAGCUUAUGAGACUGUGUUUAUUACCAGCUGCUGAGAUGCACCUGUUGUGAACGAACUGCAGUGGCCAGAGAAACUCAAAAGACAGAAGGUAUUCUCAUCCAGUGUUCUUGUGAUUUGGCUGCAAGCCCUAAAGUUGACGGGCAGUCGAGCAUUAACAGAGCGCCUAAACAAACCAGAAAUUCGAUGCUCAUGUUCUGUCCACGCAGUAAACAGAUUUCAUUUUUGUCAGAAACGUAUGGCUGCAGUCCAGAUGAUAAUCAUUACUCUUCAGCAGGUGGGCUGCCGGUCAGGGUCCCUUUGUAUUAAUCCAGUGUUGUCAGAGUCUCUUUUAAUAGUCACAUUUCCCAUUUGACAUCACUGAUUAAUAAUGUUAUGUCAGUUUGCAGAUGAAAUGACAGGACGUGGCCUAUUCAGUCUCAUCUGCAGACAGCAACCUUUUCAGCAUUGGGCCUUAUGCAGUGCACAUUUACAAGCAGUAAAGAUAGAUUUUUCAUUCAUGUCAGAUAAAAGUAACAAGAUAUUGUGGGUUUUUAAUGCUCAGAUGUGAUGUUUGACGCACUAGUCUUCACAGAAUAUGAUAUCAGGAAGGCCUGAUCUCACUCCAGGGCGCACUGGUGUAGAAGCACUGUGAGAUUUCUUUUAUCCCAGCGCUGAGCAGAUAACCAGCUGUGAAACAACGGCAGGCUUGCUCUCCCCUAAGCCCAUACCUCUGGUCAUGCAUGUGCACCCAUAUCCCAACGAUUACCAGUCAGCAGCAUUGAUCGGAUGUUGUGAUUAUAUUUGUCAUCCGCUGCAAGCCGUGCUCACGGUGACAGGAGUGACUGCGUUUAAUUGUUUGCUUUCAACACGUUUCGGCCUGUAGGACAAUAUGUUUGUGUUCGCCCCGCACCACUGCUCUCCACUGCUGGGAUGAACCAAAGUCCUUUAAUUAUGAACACUGUGACACUGAAAGGUCUGCAACUAUUUUAAACCGCCAAACAUUUCAGUUUCCACUUUUCCAUGAAAAUCCACUGGCGUAUCCGGAAUUGCGUUUGUUGCCUGGCAACAACUGCUUAUUGAACAUUUUAUCAGGAAGUACUGAGAUCAACUGGGAGCAUGACACUGGUGCAGAGGCAUAAUUUGCUGCAAGUUGAUGCCUCUGGAAAACAGUUUCAGCGCUGGCUCGGGGGUUUAAUAAACAGUGAGGCAACUAGUGUGCCUAAAAGCCCAUAUUGAAUGCAACCUUAAAAAAAAACUGCCAUACAGAAGAAAUGAAAGCUAUCAACACAGACGGGCAUCUUAAUACAUUAUGUAACAUCUUUAGAGAACUGUCUGCCUCAUGUUUUUUUCUUCUGCCACUUAAUGAUGUUAGAGACAUUUUACAUUACUGUAACAGUAUUUGUGAAAAGACACUGAAGGCGUACGAGUGACGUCUUGGUUUGAGCACAAUAUUCACCACAGAGAGGGUAUCUCAGGAACACGAUGGGCAGGAGUGUUAUUGGUAAAUCAUACACUGUAUAAAAGGAUUAAGCCAAGAUUAAGUGAUUUAAGAGUCAUUGGAGAAAACUUUUUUGAUGUUAGUUUUAUGAAGUGCUUAUUAAAGGUUAAAUCCACCCUAAAUCCACCCCUUGAAAGAGAAGCAUACUAAACCUUUGUUCUCCGUUUGUUUAUGUGUGUGGGCAUGACUGACACGACAAGUUUUCAAUGAUGAACAGAGUUAAUACUCUGUCUGAUUAUAUAUCUGCUGAAUGCUUGGGUUCAUCGUCUAGUUCAAGGGAAAAUGUAAGUUGUGUUUUUAUCCUUUUUAUUUGAAAUUGAGUUUUUAUAUCAAAAGUUUUAAAUGUUUGUCAUUUUUUCUUUUUCUCUUUAUUUUUUGAAGGAUCUUUUGUUGGGGCGAAAAAACACCACCAACCUUCCAGCAAAUGUCCCUCCUUGAAGUUUUUGAAAUUCUUUUUCUAUUUUGUAAAUUUAAGCUUUUGGGUUGACUGUUGCUUGUCAAACUGAACCUUGGGAGUUGUCAUUAACUUUUUCUCUUAAGUUUUUAUGUCUACAGGCUUGUAUCUUUUAACUGUUUCUUUUAAAUCAAAGAAACCAAUAUUUGCUAAUAUGUUUGUUAAUCUGUUAAGUGUUAAUACUGAUCAUUGAACCAGGAGAAUUUCAGGCUCAUUCAAGUUGCUUUAACGCUGCACCAUUAUUUCAUAACACGCACCCAACUUCUGAAGGUAUUUCUUGACCCCUCUGACUCUUCGAAUGAUGCGGAAUUAAAGAUAAUCCGGUCCAGAUCAGGAAAAAUAUCAUCUGAAUCAUUUUCUCAAAUUAUGUCCAUUCGUCUCAUAUAAACAAAGGUGGCGAUAGGAAAUGAUGUCAUCUCACUGGCUUUGUGUAAAAGCAGCUUGACUUGCACCAAGAAAAAGCAAGGCAGACACAUCAAAAAAACUCUUUCACUGCCACAGUUUAUGUUGUCCCUGGGGUUAAAAUGGUCGGCAUGUUUCAAUUUUGCACAUUCACAGAAGGUUAUGUCUGUGACUGGAGUGUACAUAAUAUAAACAUGAAUGGGACUUUUACUUCCAGAAUCAAGGUACCCGAAAUAGCUCCUCACACUUUCAUGGACAUCUUACUGCGCUCAAAAAGAUUGACGUGUUAGCAUAUAGCAUUACCCGAUCAGUUCAUAAAGUAGAAUUAGGGUGUAUCUGUGACCACAGCUGCCGCCUCUGUGAAACUCUACAUUUUAUGAAGCUACAGUGCAUUCUGGUUUACAGGGAUUACAGUGGAUAGAAACGAUUAUGAUGAGUUUCACCUUGUUCUUUGCUGAGUGGUGCUAUAAAUGCCAGCUGCAGACAGAGGCCCUCACUCGUGGAUUCUGAAGGACUGACACCAAAACCUGACAUUUACUGCAGAUACAGCUGCAGACUGUAAACUCCAUUCAGACUCCACUGUAACUGUGCUGGAAAUAAACCAACAUGAUGUCACAUUAUGUUUGUCCAGUUAAGCACAGAAAUAGGAAAAAUAAACUACUAAAGAACAAAAUAGGCCCAAGGUGAAUGCAAUAGGGUGGAUUUAUCAUUUAAUUCCAGUUACUUUCUGGAAGCUGGGCCAACUCAGCUCUCCUGUUGCUCUGGUGUAAUAAAUACUGUAUGGGAGGCUGGAGAUGAGAGGGCCUGAGUUAUGAAAAAAGUGAAAGGGAAUAGGUAAUAGAAGGGGCAGGAGGAGAAGAGAAAGGUAACAUAAGAAGAGAGAGAAUGAAGGGGGGAGCAGCAAGGGGUUUGAAUAAAAAUGAGGCUGGGUGUGGAGAGAGAUUAUGCUUUUCUCUCUCUCUCUCUCUCUCUCUGUUGCUGCUUUGCCCGGUUAUCAUUUAUUCCAUAACUGUAAAAGUAAUGACCUUCUACUUAAAAUGUUAUCUCAUUUUAUCUGCUAACCUUUACUCCAUAUGUCCAGUCAUUCAGUGUUUCAUCAGACAAACAUGAAGUAAACAGUGUGGCUGUACACACUCUAAAUAGAGGUUUUCUCCUUAUUAGUGUGUAUAUUUGCUUUUUCUCAGGCACCACCAUGAUGCUAACUUGUGUGUGUGUGUGAGAUAUCAUGACAGCUAUAAGGUUGUCAUGAAAUUUGGCACAGACACUCAUGCACCCAUCUGUGUGUUAUAAUAACUUUGGUGAUUUCAUAACAUGCUCCGCCAUCAUCAUGACCAAGUACCUAUUAUUAUACCUACAAAACUAAUCACAUUCCCAUCAACCUCAGCUGUACCUUAAUUAGCAAAUGUUAGCAUGCUAACAGGAAAAAUAAAAUGGUGAACAUGGCAAGCAUUAUACCUGCUAAACACCUCAGCAUGUUAGCAUGCCGACAUUAGCAUUUAGCCCACAGCUGUGCAUAUCAUCUCAGAGCGGCUGACAUGGCUGUAGACUCUUAAUCAACUUGCACUUCUUAAAAAUAUAUUUACACAAACCCUUGCUUGUUCUGUUGUGGGUUUCCAGGAGUGCUUUUAUCCUCAAACUGUGAACAGUCUUUUCCAUCCAAAUGUAAUAUUUGCUUUAAGACCCAAGCAUAAAGGGACAGAUUUUUCAUUUUAGCCUUAACCUUUGCUCAGUGUGUCUUUCACAGUGUUUCAUACAACAUUCCUGAACUGAAAGUCUUGUAUUUUUUAUGUUAAUUUAUUUUUUCUAUUGCUUGCCAUACUUUUCAUUAUGUAUUUACUGUAGGAUUUCACUUGAAAACAGAAAAACUGCUCAGUAAUCAGUUGUAGUCUGCCUUUAUUUGUUUACCUUCAAUACUGUUAUAGGUGUUACUGCUCCUGUAGUGAGAGCAACCCACUGUAAUGUAUUUUAAUACUGUAAUAUAUUGUAUGUAUGUGCACGCCUGUGCAUCCUGUGUGUGUGUAAUAUAAUGUGUGCGUGCUGUUUCGUGUACGGUAAAAUGUUUGUACAUCAUGCGUAUGAGUUUGUAGCUGUUAACUUUCUGACUCUUAUUUACAAUGAGCUGUUUGUCAAUAAAGAAGACAAAUCAAUCAUGCUGAUGCAGUUUGGUAAUGAACAAAUUGGCGAGCUUGAAGGACAGACAGGAGGAAAUUGUAUUAAAAGAUAUAAUAGAAAACCAGGAAAAUGAGGAUA
Monopterus albus (swamp eel) is the source of this 12696-nucleotide messenger RNA. RefSeq names its product ephrin type-B receptor 1-like. The transcript is spliced from 21 exons. Gene Ontology annotation, molecular function: transmembrane-ephrin receptor activity; ATP binding; protein binding. Gene Ontology annotation, biological process: ephrin receptor signaling pathway; protein phosphorylation; axon guidance. The record is from RefSeq and is a predicted model, not a curated record. Lineage: Eukaryota; Metazoa; Chordata; Actinopteri; Synbranchiformes; Synbranchidae. Gene Ontology annotation, cellular component: plasma membrane; dendrite. Bases 3992 to 7063 code for a protein of 1023 amino acids.